AUGGGGAAAUUCUAUGAGUCCAUCCCACCAAACCUCAUCAAGUGGAUCAAACUUCAACAGCUGUUCUGGGUAGCCAGUGCACCGUUGAGCGAGUACGGACACGUUAAUGUCUCUCCGAAAGGACUGCGGGGUUCGCUCCAUAUCGAAGAUCCGAAUAGGGUUUGGUAUGAAGACGUCACAGGCAGCGGAAGCGAGACAGUAGCACACGUCCGCGAGAACGGGCGGAUGACUAUCAUGUUUUCUGCAUUCGAGGGUACGCCUAGGAUCCUGAGGCUGUUUGGCAAAGGCACGGUGCACGAGUUCGGAACACCAGAAUAUGAAGCUUUGCUCCCACCGGACCGGCGCCGCCCCGGCUCGCGCUGUGCGGUCGUCAUGGAUGUAGAGAAAGUCGGGACGUCCUGCGGCCUGGGAGUCCCGCUGUAUACGUUCAACUCGCAUCGCCCAUCGCUCCUCAACAUCGCCGCGCGGCUCGAGGACGCCGAUCAAGCAUUCGAUGGCGAGGCGACGCAAGCACGCGAUUCCGAUGUGGAUCGCGGGAUUGCGGAGAAGGGCAUCAAGGCGUGGUGGACGGCACAGAACACCGAGAGCAUAGAUGGUCUUCCUGCUCUGCAAAGCGCAUUCAAGUCCCAUGUAACACCUGUGCAUGCACCACCAGAUGGGGAAUGGGGGAAAACGACAGAAUCUCAGCCCUCUCAGCCCUCUCAGUCCUCCCAGCCCUCCCAGCCCAGUCAAGCAGGAGAUCGCAGGCCACUUCUCGGCACGAAGGACGGACUUAUGGAGGUUUUGAGGCUGAUAUCAGUGUUCUUGAUGGGAUUAGCAGUAGCUGCAGCGUACAUCAAAACCUCCCAUGACGUACAAGCUAUGUAA
Molecule: messenger RNA, 867 nt
Organism: Fibroporia radiculosa
Lineage: Eukaryota; Fungi; Basidiomycota; Agaricomycetes; Polyporales; Fibroporiaceae
Exons: 4
Coding region: 1-867 (288 amino acids)
Source: RefSeq, a predicted model, not a curated record